Molecule: messenger RNA, 632 nt
Organism: Durio zibethinus
Lineage: Eukaryota; Viridiplantae; Streptophyta; Magnoliopsida; Malvales; Malvaceae
Molecular function (GO): nucleic acid binding
Source: RefSeq, a predicted model, not a curated record
AACUCUCAACCUCUUGAAAGAAUUGGAAAAACGAAAGGCAGAAAAGAGAAAAGCGGCAAUUCUCUAUCUUGACUGGUUUCGGGAGGAAAGUAAUGGGAGAGGCGUUGGGUUCGAGCGGUUCUUCUAUCGCCAUUGACUCCUCCAACAUUGGUUUCCAGCUAUUGAAGAAGCAUGGAUGGAAAGAAGGCACUGGUCUUGGUAUAUCUGAGCAGGGUAGAUUAGAGCCUGUACAAGCAUAUGUGAAGAACAAUAAAAGAGGCCUGGGAGCAGAGAAGAAGAAGAGAAAGACACCACAGCCUAUUGUUACUACUGAUUCCAAGGGAAAAGCUGAUGAGGAACAGACAUCUUCAAAGAAGACCAAGGCAGUUUCCAAAAGGAUGCGGAAGAUGCAAGAACGGGAAAAGCAUCAGCAAGAAAAGGAAUUCGAGCGAGCCUUUUUUAGGGAGUUUUGGCCAGAUAAUGUUUGACUAGCUACUAUGCCCUUUGUCCUUUGUCUCCUUUUAAAAUUCCUUUUUCUCCCUUCAAAGGCUUGUCUUUAGAAUGUUUACAGGCUGUUUGAAUCUAUAGAUUCCCAAUUCUGUCGUUGUCUUUCAUUUUUGAUGUAUUAUAUUCUCUUGGUGGCAACUGGAGAG